Strongylus vulgaris is the source of this 1407-nucleotide messenger RNA. NCBI's taxonomy places the organism in Eukaryota, Metazoa, Nematoda, Chromadorea, Rhabditida, Strongylidae. The record is from the annotation of a GenBank genome assembly.
AUGAGCUCUUCCGUUAUGGGGAAUAUUUUUUUACACGCCUGCGUUUUGUUCCAGGUAUUUUUCUAUCAACUUCAAACAUCCCUUCGUCGAUUCAAUGAAUGGGAAGAGAUCGUCUACACCACUAUCUAUGUGAUCAUUUCGAUAUUGGCUGUUAUCGGGAAUGGACUGGUUAUUAUGGCCGUACUUUGGAAAAAAGCGAUGCGAACAAAUCGCAAUGUUCUAAUCUUAAAUCUCGCGCUAUCGAAUUUGGUGCUUGCUCUAACCAAUAUUCCAUUUCUUUGGUUACCAUCGAUCGAUUUCGAAUUCCCGUAUUCACGGUUUUUCUGUAAAAUCGCCAAUGUACUUCCUGGAAGUAAUAUCUAUUGCUCGACACUUACCAUCUCGGUUAUGGCGAUUGAUCGUACUUACGGCGUUAACACGCCCACGCUUGAAGAGUCGACUAAAGGGCAAAAGGCUGAUUUCUCACGUUCAUGCAUAAUCCUCCCUCACAUCUUAGCUAGAUUGCAUAGGCUUUUUCUUUCCAGGUACUAUUCCGUAAAGCAGCUAAAAAUAGCAUCAAAUCGACGUCAAUGCAUGAAAGCGAUAUGCAUCUCUUUAACAAUAUGGGUUGUCUCAUUUCUUCUCUCGUUACCCCUUCUUCUCUACUACGAUACUACUAUGCUAUAUGUUGUAAAGGAUGUGAAUGUAUUGGAUGAAAAAGGUGGGAUAAAACUUCGUAGCUACGGUUGGCGACAAUGCCGUUUAGCCCCAUCGAGAUCAACGACGUUAGAAAUGUCUACGCAAGAGAUACAGUUGCUGAUGUCAGUGCUUCAAGUUGUUUCGCUCUACAUCGUACCACUGUUUGUACUGUCAAUAUUCAACGUUAAAUUAACUCGCUUUCUCAAAACUAAUGCCAAUCAAAUGGCUAAAAAUCGCUCAGAGAGUAGAAGAAGGCGAGCGGAAACCGAUAUGGGAAGGAGAAACGGAGAGAUUGGCAAGCAACGCUCUCAGUCAAUUCCGUCCUUGCGUAGUUCCAUAGCCGAACGGGCAAGCGAGCGAAGAACCAGCCGAACUACAGCUUUGCUGAUUGCAAUGGCUUUUAGUUACGCUGCUCUCUGGCUUCCAUUCACGCUUAUUUCGCUUCUGCUGGAUCUUGAUAUCUUAUAUGUUGAAUCCCACGUUGCAGUAAUUGAACGAAUCGAUCAAACAUGCAAAAUGGUCUCAAUGCUUUCGAUAUGUGUCAAUCCUUUCCUCUAUGGCUUCCUUAAUACUAAUUUCCGCCACGAAUUCUCCGAAAUCUAUUUCCGUUACGUGCUGUGCAGAGCGAAGACGACCGGUCAAGGGCGAUUCCAACAUGAUUUCUCAUCGUUGGCUGUUACUACGAGGUUAGAAGUGAAAUUUUUAAUUCCUGAUUACUGCUUCGUCUAG